This is a messenger RNA of Carassius gibelio (silver crucian carp), 2882 nucleotides long. RefSeq names its product fibromodulin-like. Lineage: Eukaryota; Metazoa; Chordata; Actinopteri; Cypriniformes; Cyprinidae. The record is from RefSeq and is a predicted model, not a curated record. The coding region runs from base 127 to 1161 and encodes 344 amino acids. The transcript is spliced from 3 exons. Gene Ontology annotation, molecular function: protein binding.
UGCAACUAUAGUAUAAAUAGGUGCUGGGAGAACACGUCAUUCUCUUCUUUUGUCUUCACUGACCGUUCUGUUUGAAGUACGCAUUUUUAAACCGGUCUGCAGGUGUCAAGUAUUUUGCCAGUGACAAUGUGGCUCAUCACUUUCAUGCUGUUGGGGCUUUUAACGUUCUCUCUGGCUCAGGACAGAGAUCCUUUCCAGUGGCUUUCUUCCCUGCACAGUCGUGGUUACGCCUCUCUGCAGGCCGACAACACUGGAGGAGAAUGUCCUGAGGAGUGCGACUGUCCUCCAACCUUCCCAAUUGCCAUGUACUGUGAAAACCGCAACAUGAAAAAAAUGCCUUACAUCCCAUCCCGGAUGAAGUAUGUGUACCUGCAACACAAUCAGAUCAUCUCUGUUCCAGAUAACGCUUUUGGAAAUGCCACCAACCUUGUGUGGGUUAUGUUGCAUGAGAAUCAUAUUAACUCAGUGGGCAAGCAAGCGUUUGCUAAACUGGUGAACUUGGAUCGCUUGUACCUGAACAACAACAACCUAACAGAGGUGCCGUCCAACCUGCCUCGCUCACUACGUGACCUUCGUCUCAAUCACAAUAAAAUCACCAAGAUGCCCCCUAACGCUUUUGAGGGCAUGGAGAAUCUGACCAUACUUUUGCUUCAUAACAACGGUCUCCAGGAUAUUGGUGGUGGCCUGAAAGGUCUGAAGUCAUUAACUCUGCUGGAUGUGAGCAGUAACCAGCUCAAGAAGGUUCCUAAUGGUCUCCCUGAGAUGCUCCACCAGCUCUACCUAGAGUCCAACUCCAUCGAAGCAGUUCCAGAGAACUUCCUCAGCCAGUUCACCAAUCUAGAGUAUAUGCGUAUUUCUCACAAUCAUCUCACAAACAAAGGCAUCCCUCAAAACACUUUUAACAACAGCGGUCUGGUGGAGCUGGAUUUGGCCUUCAACAAGUUGGAGAUGAUCCCUGUUGUUAGUACUAAUCUGCAACAUCUUUAUCUACAGGCCAAUCAGAUCAAAGAGUUUACAUUGGGCAGUUUCUGCAGUGUGGUGGAUGUCAUGAAUUUCUCCCAGCUGAGAGUCUUGAGGCUGGAAGGAAAUGAGAUCAGUGCUAGAGACAUGCCCUCUGAAGCUGCCCUGUGUCUUCGUCUGGCUACUGAUAUUGCAGUGUAAUGGCAGUUACCAAUCAGCAGGGGGCUCUUUUGUUUAUUAAGUUACAGUGCCUUAUGAUUUUGUAUGAGAGGAAUCUAGUUUCCUGUGGACUUUAGAAAGAAAUACAAAUACUGAAAUGGGGAAAAAAGGAAAUUUGAGAGAUUUAGAUAGGAAAUGUAGAUCCUCUGUUAAGGUCUGAGAAGCUAGUUUAUGAUUAUUAUUAUUAUAUAUAUUUUUUCAAAAGCCUCAUAGCCAUUCCAAUAUGCUUUUCUGUGCUUUGUUUGUGUGCUUGUCUGUUGGUUAGAUGACUAGCGCUAAAAUCAGCAUUGCAAUUUGCUGUUAGUUUGGUGGACAUUUCAUUCACUUUAGGUUUGUGGAAGUCUAUGUCUCUUCAGGAAAAAAGUUUGAACAAUGCUGUAUUUAUUCUACAUGUGAAGAACUGAGAACAGAAAGAUCUUACUUGACUACAUUUAAGUCAUUUAAUAAUGUUAUCUGAUAUGAUUUCAUCAUGAAAAACUUAAUUUUACUCUUAAUACAUAAUCUUCCAUUCACAUCUGGGGGAGAAAAACUUUGAAUGGGUUGUGUUUUAAGAGCAAUGUAUUGCAAGUGAUCUAAAAAUGACUUCGGUCCUGGUGUUAAACAUACCUGUAGACCUUGUGGCUCUUUUUGUCCGUGUGUUAUGUAUUAAAUGCUUAAUACAUAUAUAAACAAAUCAUAUUUAUCUAGUUCUCUGUGACAACAUUCAUAUAUUUCUCUAAAUUGGCUCUGGUUCAUGCCUACACAGAAAAAAACAUUUCUAUAGAAAUCACAGUUUCACACAAACACAGUAAGUUACUAAUAUAAUUUGUUACUGAUAUCAUAGAUUACAAUGUAAUGUCUCAAGUUACCCAUUUAUAAGCAAUAUAGAGUACAUUAUUGUUUACAAUACAACCGGAACACAUUCUAAACUUGAGGUGCGGGAUUUAAGUCAACACUCAAGUUUUGACAGAUAUGCUUCUUAAUCAUUACUUAAUAUCAAUUUAUUGCUAUUCAGUUGUAAUUAUAUAUUGGCACGUCUAAAUUGAUAGAGUAUUGAUACACACAGAACAUUUAGACGGAUUGAGGGCUGAAUCAAGGAAGUAACCUUCAAAGAAAACGGACAGUUGUGAGAAAUGUGGCUUUUGGGCUUUAUGCCAUGAAUCAGUUACGUAUUAAAGCAAUUCAAUUUGCAAGUCAUGUGUUAUUAGCCUGCAAGUCUUAUUUUCACAGUAUACCCAGAUUUUGGAAAAUGUUUUGACCUUAAUGAUAGCGGGUUUUGUUUGAUAGUUUGUUUGUUUUAUGAAAGCAUCUUUUUUUUUGAGAGUCAUCGUGUAUUUGUGAAAUUAGGACUAUGACAUCAUAUUGUGACUUCAGUAAGUUUGUAAUAGUGUAAGAGGUUUUCAUCCCGCAACAGUUUGGAUGUGGUGAAUGCAGGUGACUCAGUGUUAUCAGUGUCUUCAUUUGGAAUAUUUCUACUUUCUCAGAACUCAGGACGCAAACAUUCUGAAUGUAGAGAUUAAAGACUAAUUUAGAUUAAAGUUUGUUUGUUUGUUUGUUCGCUUAUUUUACCAGCAUCACCAGGACCUUCUGCAUUGUAAACUUGUCAGCAAGGUGCUGUUUCACUCUGACAACCAAUGACUUGUUAGAGAUAUAGUAAACUCAAAUAAAUAACCUGAGACGUUCCUUGCAUGGCUCCCUGAACAAAAUAAAACAUCCUUAUGACC